AUGAUGUCAAGAGGAAAAAAACUAGUAUCUUUAGUGGCCGUAAAUUGUGAAAAGGUUUCUGAAAAUGAACAAAGUUCAUAUGCAGGCCUGGUAGAUAUUCAAGAAAUUCAAUCUACAUCUUAUAACAACGCGGAUGCUAUAGACUUUCAUCAUUCACAAAUUCAUGAUGGUCCGGGUAACGAAACGUUCUUCAAUACUCUCAUUAAAUCUACGGCAUGCUGUUCUAAAUACCAAAAAGCAUUUGUGUCUCUUUUAGGCGAAGAUUCUGAUGAUAAUGUUGAAACAGAAUUGGAAAGUUUAUUUGGAGAUGUUUCCGAUGCUGACGACCCAACUUAUCGCCUGCCAAUUUUCUCUCACCAACUGGAAAACGAAAAUUCCAACAAUCUUGUAACAUUAGAAGAUUUACUAGGAAACAAAGAAAAUUUUAAUGCUGAAAAGUUUGAUGUCGAGCACAUACAGAACAAUAUUGAAGUUUUUGACCAAGGUUAUGAACAACAUCGCGAAAUUACAGCUAUAAUUGAAGAUAUUUUGGAUGAGGUUUUUAAAAAAGCUUGGUUACUUAUUGAACCGUUAAAAAGAUGGCGAAAAUCAGACCCAAGCAGUUGGGCUCGUAAUGUAGUUAAGAAAAGACGAGCAGAUGGUUUGCUUUAUAAAUCCAAAGCUAACAUCAAACCAGCUAAGACACUUGUGGUGGCCAAAACCGAAACCAAUUUGUGGCUGCUUUGCUUCUUUGGGCAGUCCAAAAAAUUGACCACCUUAAAGUCAUAG
Molecule: messenger RNA, 768 nt
Organism: Parnassius apollo (apollo)
Lineage: Eukaryota; Metazoa; Arthropoda; Insecta; Lepidoptera; Papilionidae
Source: the annotation of a GenBank genome assembly